This is a messenger RNA of Plectropomus leopardus (leopard coralgrouper), 1749 nucleotides long. It is a transcript of the gene mterf1, whose product is annotated as mitochondrial transcription termination factor 1. Gene Ontology annotation, molecular function: double-stranded DNA binding. Lineage: Eukaryota; Metazoa; Chordata; Actinopteri; Perciformes; Serranidae. The record is from RefSeq and is a predicted model, not a curated record. Gene Ontology annotation, cellular component: mitochondrial matrix. Gene Ontology annotation, biological process: regulation of DNA-templated transcription; termination of mitochondrial transcription.
GAGGGUUGUUCAAAGAGUCAUGCCGAUCUUAGAAGCAAGUACUUGGCCGAAAGACAUCAAAUGUAUAUGUCUUCCUCAUUAAAAUGGAAGCAGUACCUGGAGUGAGGGCUCUCCUCAGCCUCCAUCGAUUGGUGGUGCAGCGCAGCUUUGGGCUCAUUCCCGUACAGCUGGCAUCACUCUAUCUUCCCAGGAGACUUUGCAGCACUACUUCACCAUCUACUGAGUCAAAGCAAACUGUGAACACAGAGAAUGAAUCUCUGCUGGAGAACCUGAAUCUCAUGGGAGUUGAUUUAAAGAAGGUACGCCAGCGUCAGCCUGGCGUGCUCCGCAGAUCCUUCACCAAUGAACAAGGUCUCGCUCACUUUCUGGAAGGCAAAGGAGCCAGCAGCAGCGUUAUUGCCGACAUCAUAUCGCGUUAUCCCCGUGCUAUCACCCGCUCGAUUGAUCACUUGGAAAAGCGCUGGAAGCUUUGGAGAAACAUCUUCAACACAGAUGAAGAAGUUGUGAGCAUCCUGAAACGCUCACCUGAGUCUUUCUUCCGGUCCAGUGAUAAUGGGAAUUUGGAGAAGAACAUUGCUUUUCUGACCUCACUCGGACUGAACGCCAAAGACCUCCAUCGACUGCUGACCACAGCACCGCGGACAUUCUCCAACAGCUUAGAGCUCAACAAGCAGAUGGUGGAGUGUUUGGGAGACGUCUGUCUCCAACUUGGUGGCAAGAAUCCAGAGCAGUUUGCUAAAGCCGUCAUCUCCAGAAACCUUUACAUUCUCAUCCGAAGCACCAAAAGAGUGAGGACAAACAUUGAUAUCCUGAGAGAUCUUCUUAAACUGACAGACUCAGAGCUGCUUGCUCUCCUUCAAGGCCCUGGAGCAGAAAUACUGGACCUCUCCAGUGAAUACUUAAAGAAUAAUUUUAUCACUCUAGACCAAAAGUUGGUUUCUCUCGGCUGUCAGGAAACAGAUAUAAAAAAUAUGUUCCUCAAAUAUCCGAUGGUUCUGUUUAUUGGGGCGGACACGCUGAACUCUAAACUGGACUGUCUCCUAAAUGGAGGAAUAACAAUGAUGCAGAUCGUGAAAAAGCCAAAGGUUUUAGACUACAGCACACAGAACAUUACAGGGCGCAUACAGGAGCUGAAGAGGGUGGGAUAUGACUUUGAGAAGAAAGGGAUCAACAUUCUGGAGCUGAGCCGAAAGCGCUUUGUUGCAAAGAUGGAAAAACUUAAUGCCUCUUCCAACGACUAAAUGUAACUGUACAUAUUGUUAGAUGCGCCUUUCACUUAAACUUGGCUUUAUGAAGACCGAGUUUUGUCCAUGUGGUAACAAGAAUAUGAUGUCCAACCUCUAAAACGUCAUUUUUGUAAUAUUUCAAGAUAUUUAGUAGGGCUACAACAAACUAAUAUUUCAUCGCCGUCUAGUCUGCAGAAUUAUUUUCUUGAUUAUUGUUACGCCUCUAAAAUUGGGAACAAUUACAAUUUCCCGUACCCAAAGGUGUAUCUUCAAAUUGCUUGUUUUGUCUAACCAGUGAUCCAAAAACACAAUGAUAUUAAAUUCACUAUCUCAUAAGGCAACAAAAGCAAAAAUAAGAAAAUAAGAAGCUGGAACUGGGGAAAUUGUUGGCAUUUUUACUUAAACAUUGAGUCAAUUAUCAAGACUGUUGCUUCUAAAUUUUGUGUCAAGCGGGGUUCCCACAGUCAUGGAAAACCUGGAAAAGUCAUGAAAUUUCACAAUCACAAUUUCCAGGCCUGGGAAA